Messenger RNA from Ailuropoda melanoleuca (giant panda), 2646 nucleotides. It is a transcript of the gene DNAJC22, whose product is annotated as DnaJ heat shock protein family (Hsp40) member C22. Bases 847 to 2133 code for a protein of 428 amino acids. Gene Ontology annotation, cellular component: membrane. The record is from RefSeq and is a predicted model, not a curated record. The transcript is spliced from 4 exons. Lineage: Eukaryota; Metazoa; Chordata; Mammalia; Carnivora; Ursidae.
CCCUGGGACUAGCGGGUAACUGGCUGGUGGUCAUGAGGCCUACUUUGCGUAGCGGGGAGUCACUGACAGGCACACGUUGGCAUCUGGCUUGAAGUUCUGGGUGUUCAUCAGGCCUCUUUGUAGAGACUCCAAGUCCGCCUUUGCGGGGUGCCAGGGUCUAGGACAAAAUGUUAGUUUUCCAGAGCUGUUUAAGUGGAGGGACCUCAGGACCUCUUUUAAGUAUGACUUGUGCGAAGAUCGCGUGGCUUGGAGAGGUGGGAAGGCUGCAGAGGGGCUGAAACUUUGACCAUGUGUCUGAGGGCACCCAUAGUGUGAAGUUGAGGAGAGCUGGGAGGGGCAGGGGACUUUCAAAAUUUGUAGGAACUGUGGAAGGGCAUUCUGUUCAGUCCUGUUCACUCCACUCCCCCGUAAGUCAUUCCAGGAAUCAGUGGUCUGAAACUUAAGCUGCUGCUUUUCUGUCCGUGUGCAGAGUUCUACAUCAGCUGAAAGCAUUUAAAAACAUUUUUCUCUCCUAAAUUUGGAGUUGCUAUGCUUGUAAAAAAAAAACACAAAAAACAAAAACCAAAACAAAACAAAAAAACAAAUGAGAGGCCAGACCAAAGGGUGUGGCAGAAUCUGCAUUUCAGGGACACUCAGGCAGACUGCACUUGAUUAUUAUUGGAAGGAGAAAUGGUUUACUGGGUUGGGACCUGGAUAUACUCUUACCACUGCUUUUUUCCAUCUCUUAGGGUCUAAGGAUAACUCUGGGACCAUGACAGCCAUGAUUUUCACAGAUGACCCCAGAUUUCUGCCUUCUGGGCAAUGUCAGGUGCCACUGAACUUGAUCUAACGCCCUUUCCCUAGAGGAUGGCCAAGGGGCUCUUGGUGACCUAUGCCCUCUGGGCUGUGGGGGGCCCUGCUGGGCUCCACCACCUGUACCUGGGGCGGGACAGUCAUGCACUGCUCUGGAUGCUUACCCUGGGGGGUGGUGGGCUGGGCUGGCUCUGGGAAUUCUGGAAGCUCCCAAGCUUUGUAGCUCAGGCCAACAGAACUCAGGGGCAGAGGCAGAUCUCGGGAGGGAGGACACCCCCUCUGAGUCUUAUUCGCUUUGUCGCCCAGAUGACAGUGGGCAUCUAUUUUGGCCUGGUGGCUCUCAUUAGCCUUUCUUUCAUGGCCAACUUCUAUAUCGUGGGCCUCCCACUGGCAGUUGGCUUAGGGGUCUUGCUGGUGGCUGCUGUUGGCAACCAGACCUCAGACUUUAAGAAUACUCUAGGGGCAGCAUUUCUUACUUCCCCUCUCUUCUAUGGCCGCCCCAUAGCCAUCCUGCCCAUUAGCUUGGCUGCCAGCAUUACAGCCCAGAAGCACCGCCGCUAUAAAGCUUCAGUUGGGUCCAAGACGCUCAGCGUUCGGCUCUAUCGUCUGGGCUUGGCUUACCUGGCUUUCACAGGCCCACUAGCCUACAGCGCCGUUUGCAACACAGCUGCCACCCUGAGCUAUGUGGCAGAAACCCUUGGCUCCUUCUUGAGUUGGUUCAGCUUCUUCCCUCUCCUUGCCCCCCUCAUGGAGUCUGUCCUCCUUCUGCCUUACCGCGUCUGGAGGCUGCUGGUGGGGGAUCCUGGCUUCAGCAGUGGCUACUUGCAGCAGUGGGAGAAGCUCUAUGAGUUUGUUAGCAGUUUUCAGGAUGAGAAGCGUCAGCUGGCUUACCAGGUUUUGAGUCUCUCAGAGGGGGCAACGAAUGAAGAAAUACAUCAAAGAUACUGGGAGCUGGUGAAGAUCUGGCACCCUGACCACAACCUGCACUGGACCGAGGAGGCUCAGAGGCAUUUCCUGGAGAUUCAGGCUGCAUAUGAAGUCCUGAGCCAGCCCAGAAAACCCAGGGGAUCCUGGAGGGACUUUGGGGAAUCCCUAGGGAACCAGCAGCUUGAGCAUCUCAACAGGGUCUUAUUUCAUUCCUAUGUAACCAGCCAAGCGUGGAAGAAACAGUUUAGGAUCCACAGGGACACCGGAGAACCGGAUUAUGAUGUUAAAAUUAUAUACCUUUACUCCAGCUUUCUCACUCUUCUUUUGUGUUUGUGUACCUCCCUCAGGCUUUUUUUCCUUUUUUUCCCCCUGGAAGUUAACUCUGAGCGGUGUAUGUAUUUUUUUAAAAAGUAGAAUUCUUUUGACUAGUAUUCCUUGCAGAUUAAAACAAAAUAUGGUCUGAUCAAUGGAGAAGAAUGAAAUUUGUAGAUUUUUUCCUUUGUAUUCAUAUAUUUAAAAAAAUUAAAAACCUUUUGCCAAUGAAUUUAUAUGCCAUGGUUGUAAGACUGAGUUAACUUUUAUACCUUCUUAAAGUUGCCAAAAAUUGAUAUACACUUCUUCUGAAAAACACUUAUAAUUUGUCAGAUUAUCACAUGGAAUUUUAAUGAGGCGUUGUUGUGGGCUAUUGAUUACUAACUUAUUAACAUGAUACGUAGUACUAUUUUUGCAAAAUGUAAAUAUAUUAAAAAUAGUCUAUAAGGAAAAAGACAAAAGAAUGAUUAAGGGCUUUACUUGAUUUGGAAAAUUAUUUUACUGUUCUCAAAUUUUGUUAUGAGCUUUUGUUACAAAAAUAUGGCUAUAUUUUAACUUAUUCAACUAGGAACUAUCGAUGAGCAGUUUUGUUGUUUCAACAUGAGCAAUGCUACA